UCAAUAUCGAGCUCGCUAUGGAGAACGACAUACUGAACGAGAUAAGCCGCUUCCUCGAGGAGGUCGAACCGUACGAUCCGGCAAAUCUCGGCAUGAGGAAUAUAGGAGAUCGACCGCCGGUAACCAGCAAGCCAGGUCCGAGCGACGACAAAGACCCAGGACCAUCGCCAACUGAGGAACAAGCGAUCCAUCCACCGCGCCACAACAUCCCGGUGGUAGGCUGCGUCUCCGGACAUUGGGUUCAGCCUUCAGAUCAAGUGCACAAACGGAAAAUGGAAUGGCUGUGCAAUCCACCGACGGUCAAGUCAAAAUCCCGGAAGCUGCCACCGCGCACGGAACCAUCCAGACCCAGCCUCGAACCAGCCGGGGUGAUGGAACCGCUGCCAGCACUAUCCACGCCUGUCGAAGUGGAGCCAGGACAUCUCAUCGAGGUGCCCCACUUUGCAAUCCACAGCACCCGAGAGUGGAAAACGCGCUCCAGAGGCUCAGGUGGCACAUCCGCUUUAACGAAGACGGGUCCGUUCGAAAAAUCCGUAAGUGAGAUCCCUAAAAUGCUGUGCCUUAGAAUUCAGGCACAGAAAGGGGGGAAUCAAAAGUAACCACAAGAGUAGUUACAAGCAGGUAGUUACAUGUGUCCCGUCGCGACCGAUGGGACAACUACCUGCUUGUGGCUAAGGAAUAGCUCACGAGUGGUUCGUGCAAGGAGAGAAACGAAAGUAAUUUUACUUGAACGCAAUAUGUUUGUAUAAAUAAUGUAACAGAAACUAUUUUAUUUGAUGCGAAUGAUUACAAUUAAGUGCGCGGACAAUACAAGCAAUGCGUGUUUUUCGCGAAACAGUAUAAUAAAGAUGUGUGCUUAUAUACAAGUGUGUGAAACGCGGGUAUGUACAGAUGCGAAGGCGUGAGAUCGCGUAACGGUGUAAUAAACGUGUGGUUAGUAUUGCGCGCGGCGCUAGCUGUCGAGUACGAGUUUCGCGUAUUUCAGAGCGGGUGCGGAUCCUGGGAGCGGGACGCGUGAGUCGUAUCGGUAGGGUACGUGUGACGGUCUGCAAGGCCUGCCCAGGAUUUUGGUUUUUCAGGAUUUUUGGCUGGCCGAUCGAGAUGCUCGAUCGGGGGUGAGACUCUCGUCCCUGUGACCACUGGUCAGGGCGUGGUAGUUUCGGUGUACUAGGCAGCCAAGUACUCUUGGUGGGGGCAAAGACACUUCACCCCGAGUGCCUAGAGACGGUGGUGAUUAGAGGUGGGAAGUGUUCGGCGAGUCGGUUGCCACAGUAACCAUGCUUGCUUGGUACGAUAGUUUGGACGGCCGAGUAGGAAUGGGCUCAGGAUGACGAUGGCCGAUCAUCAAGAAUACUUGGUCGAGGCGAAGACGCUUCACCCCGGGAAAUCGGUUUCUCGCCGAGUUUUAACGUUCUGUCGAAUGCCUGGUACGGACGGUAUCGUGGCGGAUGACAGAGUCGAAUCUUCGGGCUGUUCCUGGCUUCUAUACCCGUGGAGGCGCGUACUUGGGUAAGUUCGUCGUAUUUUCGAUCCCCUCCGUCCUCCGUGCUCCUGUCUCCUGUGGAGGAGAUGAGCGCGUGCACGGGGAGACGUCAGUACAGUGGGCUGAAUGACAAAAAAAGCGGAUACAGAAAAUGGUGAAUUUCAUACAUUCAAAAUUGCAUCAAUGGUUAUAGUUAUUAUUUCAAGGUUAUUAGUUCAAGGCUUAAAAUUAGUGUUAAUAAUUUUUUUACUUUUAUUUUUUAAUUAAACAAAGUUUUGAUGAUUGAAAGUAAACAUCGUUUAUUUACAUAUUAAAAUAUUUUAUUUUAGUUUGAUUUCAAAUAAAUGCCAUAAACACAAUUAUUGUCCAAUUUAAAAAAACUAAAGAUUAUUUUAAAGAAGAACAUGUAUG
Monomorium pharaonis (pharaoh ant) is the source of this 1894-nucleotide messenger RNA. RefSeq lists its product as uncharacterized. NCBI's taxonomy places the organism in Eukaryota, Metazoa, Arthropoda, Insecta, Hymenoptera, Formicidae. Bases 18 to 599 code for a protein of 193 amino acids. The transcript has a single exon. The record is from RefSeq and is a predicted model, not a curated record.